GAUCUAAGCAAACGUUCAGAUUUACGUUUAAUAUAAUAUUUAUUAACUUAAUAGUUGUUUAAUAUUGAGAAAAAUGAAAAAAUAUAUUCUAUUGUUAUUUUCUAUUCAUUUCACUUUUGCUUCAAUCGGCAAAUAUCAUAGAGAUAAUGGAUUUUUAAAUCAUGUGCAAUUAGUACAUGAAUUUCGAUGUUCCAUGCCUCAACCAAGAGCUGUACCAGUUGCAGAACUUCUUACUGUUGGUCCUAAUUCUGACGAAGUCUUUUAUCCUGCUUCUACUGUUCUAAAACGUUGUGAUGGAGCUGGAUGUUGUUCGGAUUAUAAACAAAUUUGUGCACCUAUCGAAACUAGAAAUGUUAGUCUUGUUUUUAUGGUAAAACACAUGAUUGAUCGACAACGUGACAGGCAUCACGAAGUGAUACAUGCUUUAGAACAUACAAAAUGUGGAUGUAUCAACAAAAAAUUAUAAAAUUUGAUUAAUUUUUUCUGAAAUUUUUCUUAAAAUAAUGGUGAAAAAUUUUUGUUAUUAAAAUAUUAUAAGUAGUUAUUUAGUUUUUUGCUAAAGAAGUUUAAAUAUGCCAAAAUAAUGUUUAUUACAUUAAGUAGAAUUAAAUAGUACAAUUAAUUAAUAUUAAUAUAGAAUGAUGAGUUCCUCGAUUAAAUUUCUUUAUAAGAUUUUUGACUGUGAUAUUUUUAAUAAUAAUAAACAUUCCAUGUUUUUUUAUAACAUAUUAAUAAAUAUUUUUUGAUAACACAA
Messenger RNA from Apis cerana (Asiatic honeybee), 754 nucleotides. RefSeq lists its product as uncharacterized. Gene Ontology annotation, biological process: hemocyte migration. Gene Ontology annotation, cellular component: membrane. The record is from RefSeq and is a predicted model, not a curated record. Lineage: Eukaryota; Metazoa; Arthropoda; Insecta; Hymenoptera; Apidae. Gene Ontology annotation, molecular function: growth factor activity.